AUGUCGCCUCGAUGUAUCGUUUUCCCCAUCGUUAUCCUCGCUCUAUGUUGCCCUUAUGUCUGCUCUAUUGACGCUGAACAUCGUGCAGCCUAUGACAGAAUACUUGAAUGCAUUUCCGAAGGUGCUAAAACUGAUGAAACAGAAUGCAAUUUGCCAUUCGAGACCGUCAUCUGUGACACCUUCAAGGUUUGAAUCUUCUUUUUACCUGCUUUUUUGUUGUUGUUGUUGUUGUUGUUGUUGUUGUGCAUUUGUUCUCUCAUCUUUUUUUUUUUUAAACAUUUAAAACGCGUCAGCUGCAUGUCAGCUACUAAAAAUUAGCAUAAAGGUGAAGUCUCCUGCUAAAUCAGAAAUGGGUCAGGAACACCCCGAACACUCUUCAAACACCUUUCUAGGGACUUGAAGAACUACCCGACAAUCCUCUGACAUACACGGAAAAACUUAAUAUUAAGUAACAUGGAGGUGCACAUAUCUUAAUUUAGAAAUUGAACGCAACAAAUUGUCUUCCAUAAAGUAGAUGUGUCCAGGUAUCUUCUCGGAAGUGGUUCUUUUCUCGUAAGUGACCAGUCUUCGCAUUCUGCGUUUUUGCUUACGGGAGGUUCGACUGUAAUGGCCAGUUGUUUUUCCCGACGCCGACGAUGUUUUGGCUGGCCUAAUAUUUUUCUACUGGAACAAUAUUUUUACAAUGUUGUUCAACAUUUAAUUCCUUAUUCAUUGACUAUAGGUAAUGGAUCAAUGCCUUACAAAGCCUUUUGUCUCGACAAGAGCACACUCUAGUGAAAUCCUGGAUUAUUUCCGUGCUUAUCAGCUACAGCGGGUUAUUCUUAUUAAGAAGUCGAAACUGUGCCAGAAACCGCCUCCAUACAGCAAACUAAAAAAAUUGGUCAACAAAUCUGGUAAGAGGUUGUAGGGGGUGUGAGUCAGCAAUCAUCAUUGCGCAGAUAGGUAUAAGAUUAUGCAAACUGCUCACCUACCUAUCAACCGACCAAACAUUUCUGAACUUAAACAACCACGGCAACGACAAAAACGAAAACAUCGAAAAAAACGGAUUAAUUGAUUGAUUAUAUGAGCAAAAAAAGCACUGCUCGUACUUUACUCUUAAUACUGCAUAUGAUUAACGGCCAUAGCACGACUUCCACGUGAAUACGACUCUCACGACGACGAAUCUUUCUUUCCCUUUUUAAGCUUAGAUAGAGUUCUUGAGAAUACACGUCCAAGAAAAUUUGCCUUCAUUUGAAAAAUUUAUUGAGGCCAAAUAAACGCGAUAGAGUUGAGAACACCACAAAUUUAUUUUUAUACAGUGGAACCCCGUCUUACGACCACCUCGUUAUUACGACCAUAUUUUUUCGAUCCAAACGUAAAAAUCACUGAGUUAUUUUAUUAUUAUGAAGACCCCGUUAAAGCGGCCACCUUGGUAUUACGACCAGGAUUUUAUGGCCCAACGGUGGUCGCAUUAACGAGGUUCCACUGUACACUCAAAGCUCUCGUAAGCGACCACCUCGGAAAUUCGAAUCAGUUGUCGUAACUAGUCUUUAGUCGCUUACGAGAAUGAGCUCCACCCUCUAUUGUUUUACCACAGCGGUCGCGUACGAGAGCUCCAGACACUUAUUAAUAAUUCAUAAAGAAAAGAUGAGAAAAAUAUAUUUAACAGUUAAUGAAUGAGGCUGAGUAUCUUAUGAAGAAUUAUGGAGAUCGAGGAGGGUGAUAUCCAUAAUUGUUCAUGUGAUACGAAAUCCAAAUUCAAUAACUGUUUUAUUAUUCAUUCAAAAUAAUUCCUAGUUUAAAAACAUAGCUAAAACAUGCUUACCUCCAUCGAUCCAUCGAUGUUCAGUUCAUCUUCGAUAGUGUACGUUUAGGUUUGUCCAGCUCCGCAAAUAUUCUCCAAAUAGCAGAUGUCGCCCUUCGAGUUGUCUUCUUGCUGUUCUUGCCAUGUUUUUAGCUAUUUUUUUACCUAGUUCUUACUCUUGAAACGAGUAAAAUGUCCGCCAUUUUUUCAAGUUCACAACCAAAACAACUCAACAUCGUCCCCAGGCCUUCUCGGUAAACGGUGCCUUAACCUGAGAAAACGCUGCAUUUUUGACGUCAUUUCCUCGUUAAAGUCAAAUUUCUUCCAAAUUUGGUCAUCAGUAACUAGUUAUGGUGAAUUAAACUUAUGCUUUUAGCCAAUCAGAAUCGGGGAAAUAUUUUGAAUGAAUAAUAAUGAUGUUUAAUGAGUGUCUUUAUAUCUGAUAUAGACAUGGCUAAACUUCACGUCAAAUUCGUAGACUAACAUUACCCCAAGAUAUUUAUCAACGAACCAUUAGUGUAGUUUGCAGUUUCCUUAAAGUGUUGAGUUAUAUCAAUAAUCCCUUACGACAUCUUAAAACAAAGGAAAAGUCCAGUUGAAUAAUCCCAAAAGUGGUUGCGGUCGCUUACGGCAGAGUUCGCUAACGAGAGCUUUCCAGUUCAAACGGGGUUUCGCAAAGGUGGUCGUAACUAGAGCUGGUCGCUUAUGAGAGUGGAUGCAAGGAGAGCUUCGACUGUAGUUUCACUACCGCCGUCUUCAGUUUAUGGUUACUAAGCUCCGUAAUUUUUACCCUUUUAGUGAGACGUUAGGAUUAGGACGUUUAAGGGGAUAGAGCGAUUUUCGUAUGUCCUUAAAAAAUGAUUUCGGUAAGUGUUUGUUAUUUGUUUUAUCAGCCAAUGGAUGAAAAGAACAAAACAUGGACUAUUUGUUUUCCCGCCAAAGAAAACCCUAAUACGGAGAAGGCACUGUUCGAUUCACCAAUCGUGUUGCAGUAUGAAGUCAAAGUGAUUUCUAGAAAGUUCUUUGGGCAUAAAGUUUUUCCAGCCGAGCGUUCGCUUAACCUUCGCUUAACCAACCAAAAGCCAGGUGUCUUUGAAUCCGUUCGAUAAACCAAUCAAAUCGCUUUAUUUCCGUUCGUUUGUUGCUUCUGUUUUGUUCGCGCGUUUUCAUUUCAAGGUCAUACGAAAAUUGCUCUAUUCUUGUACAUACAGCACUACUGAUCAGGUUGUGCACACUUUUCAAGCGCUAUAGGUGUAAUUAGUUUUAUUAAAAACUGAAUCAUUGGAUAAUGCAAUUCUAGCAUUUUGAUUGGCUUAGCCGUUAUGGUAUAUGAGCUAAUAUACCAUGUUCUCCAUAUAUGGUCGGUGUACGCGUCAGUUUAAAAUUGGAAGCUAGCUGAGAUUUUUUUUCGCGAAGGAUAGAACGGCGCCCGAAGCAAAUCGUUUUAAUUCAUUUCUUAGAAUACUAGAAAUGCAAUUUCAACGAAAGAAAAAAGACAAAAACAAACAAAAAAGCCACAAGAGCUUGUUUGAAAGUUUGUCGAAAAACACAUGAAAACACAUGGAACUAAAGUACCUUGACCAGCUACGAAAGAAGACAAGUGUUGUUUCUUCAUGAUCGCGAAGCCAUUCGCCGAUCGAGUCACUCGCCGAUAGAGAACUGCAGCUUGUUUAUCCGACAUCAAGAAUAUAAAUCACAAGUAACCAGCUACAAAUACAGGCUAUGCUGCCAUUCACUAGAGCAAUCGAGGCGGCAGUAUAGCUUCUUUUCUCGUUCAGCAAAACCAGGUUGUGGCUUCAAACAACUUCAUAACAAGCGACCGAGGUAAUACCGGUAGUUUUUCUCCGUUGUUCUUACUUUUGUAACUGAACCGAAAAUCCAAAUUCAUAGUAAUUUCGACGGCUGUCACUUAAAAAUUCCUUUCCUUCACAUUAUCUGCCAGGUUUUUUAAGCUGUUCUGCUGUGUAAAAUCCUAGAAUCACGAUGAGUUUUUAAAAAACUAAUGUUCAUCGCACAAUGUUUUGAUUUUUCAUUCAUGCAGUCUAGGCGAGCCGGUUCGCGCGUUGACAGUUUUGAUAGACGUGUGACAUGUCAAUAGCGGAAGUCCCUUGUCUUUUCCGGUUUGUUCUAGUCGGGGGCGUUUGUGGGCGUUUUUAAUAAAACAAUUAUUCCACUCGGGCUUGUUGGAUAUGAAAUGAUAAUAGCCAACUCGGCGCUAUGCGCCUCGUUGGCUAUCUAUCAUCUCAUAUCCAACGCGCUCUCGUGGAAUAAUUGUUAAAUAUGUAAUAACACCACAGAAAUUUCUUAUGGGAGACCGAGACAACAAGUUUCAAAAGCUUAAAAUUUCACAAAAUGAAAUAUUGCGCAUGAAAUUUUAACUGUGUUCCAUAAGAAAUUGUCUUUAAUAUUAUUACAGAUAACUUACCUAAUUAUUUAAUUAUUAAUUCAAUCUGUAGCCCUUGAAAAGCGUAAAAAAGAAUGCGAUAUCGCUUAGAUUAUUCUGGUACAGGAUUUUUGUCUACUGAAAAUUAAAAUUACUCAAUUUCCCCUGUUUCCUGAUGGAUUCCGUCUUAACACGAUACUUGAUAUUCUGAAUUUUCAAAUAGUGGCAUUGCUACAAGGAAAAAAAAAUCUUGUAGUUCAGGUUAAAGUGCAUUCCUACGAUAUAGUUAUAUUAUUAUAGUGGUGCAUGAGAAAUGCAAGUGAUUCGAACAAAGGUUUAACUGAAAAUAAAAAAAUCUAUUUGCUUUCAAAGGUGAACGCUCAUAUGCGCCAUUGACAUAAUUAAUUUGCUUUUCUAUUCUUUUUCAGGAUUAAUGAAGAAAGAAAAAUUACAGAGUGUUGGUAGGUUCGAAGAGAGAUGAAUUGGUAACAAUCACUGUAAUUAGCACCCCGGCUGAGUAGGAUAUGAAGAAUUAGAAUUAGCAGAUCGAGGAGGGUGUGGAUAACACCCUCCGAGAUCUGCAUAAUUCUUUUUAAUUCUAAAACAGUGGAUAGUGUUUUUCCCGCGCUCUUACUGGCUACUCCGUCAGUGAAUAUCCUGCAUUAGUAUACACUAAAACAGUGGAUAGUGUUUUUCGCGCGCUCUGAUUGACUACUCAAUCAGUGAAUAUCCUGCACUAUUCACUGAUUCACCUCCAGUUCCUCCGAGCGAGCGACGCCAAAUUCGGGUAAGUUGCGAGCAAAAUACUUUCCCGGUUUGCUGCCGUGAACAAACAAAGAAAUUUCACAACUGAUCAAGCAAGCUGUUUCCGAAAUACACGAAGAAGGUGACGAAGUUCGGAUUGGAAGUUUUAACAGGUAAAGCUUUGUCUUUUUGACACGAAUUUAUCGAUAAAACCGGUGAAAAAGUUUUUAAAUUUAAUAAUCUUUUUUUAUAGAAUGAUUUUAAAUACAAAAAGAAUUCACAACUCCUUUUGAAGAAAUUUCCCCGCAAGAGCUAAACAAAUGCCUUCAAAAGUUUUAAUUGUCGGCAAGAAAAAGCGACGGCCGCGGCCGCCCGGUCAUUACGCGCCAAAAUUGUAAUCGUUGGCAACAGUAUUUGAGUAAAAAAUCAUCAUUUUUGUGCUCAAUUAUCUCACUGUUUUAGUAUAUACUAAAACAAUUAUUCACCUCAGUGUCGGUGGCUAGUCGUGGAUAUUUACCUCACUGCUUCGCAGUUCGGUAAAUAACAACGACUAGCCACCUCCACUUCAGUGAAUAAUUGUUAUCUAUUCAGUGAUUCACCUCCAGUUCCUCCGAGCGAGCGACACCAAACUCGCGUAAGUUUCGAGCAAAAUGCCUUCCCGGUUUGCUGUCGUAACAAACAAAGAAAUUUCACAACUAAUUUAAAGCUGUUCCCGAAAUACACGAAGAAGGUGACGAAGUUCGGGGUUGAAGUUUUAACAGGUAAAGCUUUGUCUUUUUGACUUGAAUUUAUCGAUAAAACAGGCGAAAAAGUUUUGUUUACAAAAGCAAAUUAAGCUUAAGUCUUGCUUUACUUUAUUUAGUUGACUUGUUCAUAAAUAAGCUUAAAACUAACUUUAAUAAUCUUUUUUACAGAAUGAUAUUAAAAACAAAAAGAAUUCACAACUCCUUUUGGGGAAAUUUCCCCACAAUAACUAAACAAAUGCCUUCAAAAGUUUUUUUGUCGGCAAGAAAAAGUGACGACCGCGGCCGUUAGGGAAAUUGCACGCCAAAAUUGUAAUCGCUGCAGGCAACAGUAAAUGAGUUAAAAAUCAUCAUUUUGUGCUCAAUUAUCUCACUGUUUAGUAUAUACUAAAACAAUUAUUCACCUCAGUGUCGGUGGCUAGUGGUAUAUUUGCCUCACCGCUAACGCGGCCUUGGUAAAUAUCCACCACUUAAGCCACCCCCACUUCGGUGAACAAUUGUUACAUAUCCUACGAAAGCCGAAAGCACUAAUUACUUUAUUAUUCAUUCAAAAUAAUUCCCAGCAAAUAAUUCCUAGUUUAAAAACAAGUCAAAACGUUCUUACCUUCGUCGAUGUUAAGUUCAACUCGAUAGUGCAUAUUAAGAAGAUAAAUGGCUGUUCGGGUCUGCAAACAUACUCCAAAUAGCAGAUGUUGUCCGUCGAGUUGUCUUCUUGCUAUGUUUUUUUGACAAUAGUUCGUCGUGAAACAAGUAGAAUGUUCCGCCAACUGUUCGGCCAUUUUUCUUUUCACAACCAAAACAACUCAACCUUGUCCUCAGGUCUUCUCUGUUAACGGUGCAUUAACCUGCAAUUGUGCUGCACUUUUGACGUCAUCGGUUGAUUAAUCGCAAAAUUCUUCCAAAUUUGGUCAACAGUAGCUGGUUAUGGUGAAUCAUGCAUGUGCUUUUAGCCAAUAAGAAACGGAGAAAUAUUUUGAAUGAAUAAUAAUCAUAAUUAUAUGAAGGGUAUUUGCUAAAUAUUGAGUUAGUCGUAAUUGCAAAAAAAGGAAAAGAAAAGCGAAAAAGUGGAAAAGUUCAGAUAGAGUUUUUAAGAAUAAAGUAAAUGUAAGCGAAUAUCAAAGUACUUUAUCUGCAUAGCAUACGUAUCUUUGCUCUAAAAUUUGAGGAAAGAAGCAAAACAGCGAGUCCAAAGUUGGCAUUCAAUUAUGAAUUUCGGGGUUCUGAAGCUACGUACGUUAACGCCCGUUCAUGACAUGGAAUUUAAAUUACACCGAAAUGUUUAUUGGUUAAAGCAAAAUUUCAAGGUUUUUAUUUUAUCCUUAAAAAAGUUUUGUCCCUGUGAACAUAAGCUCAAGUGAAAACAACGUUUAAAGAAAGUUACCAGUUGGUUUAAAUUAGCCUUUAGCCAUAUAAAUUGGCAAGUUUACCUAAUUCAGCUCUAAACAGGUUUGUAAACUGAAAAAGAAUCAAGUAAACGGACAGUUUUACCCCGCACCUCCAAUUUUGGGCUUGGCUAAAUUUAUAUAUCAGAAAUGAUUGGUGGAGCCUCUCUGCACCUUAAUUCGUCUUCUUAAAUUCAAGUACAGUGAAACCUGUAUUAAGAAACAUUUCUAUAAUGCUUUCCAGAGGGGGACCCCUAUGUGCCAUGCGCUGGUGAAAUAAGUCGCAAGUGCUAUGCAGAAGCUGUGAAUCUCUGGGUGUACCACUCCACUGCCCUUCGUAUCGAACAUGACUUCAUCAAGUGUUUUGAGAAGGAAUUAAAGGCCUGUGAUUUUCCAAUAGUGCGUCACAUGUCUGCCACAAUGGAAGCUUUCAAGAAGCACGUGCAAGAAAAACACGGAAUCUACAAAUAGUUAUAACAAGUAUUAAAUAUGCUAAAAACCCUAAACAAAGCAUGGGAUUGCCUCAAAAGUAAAACCCGUAGUAAAGAUAUAUUUGAAAUAAUAAAGCUGAAAACUUUGCUGAAAUUCCAAGGCAAUAAGAACAAAGAAAAAUCCGACGAAUAAUAAUCAGUGGGAAUACAAACCACCAUAAUUGUGCUGCUUUUUGGAGUUGUUAAGAAAAACUUUAUUCAUUAGAUUUUAGAGGAGCGAGGAAGAGAAUAAUCGAGUAAAACGUAAUUGAGUCGUAGGGUUUUGUAUUGAAUGAUUAUUGAAUGAGGCUGUGUAUGAUGUGAAGAAUUAUGCAGAUCGAGGAGAAUGUUAUCCACCGAGGCUGAAGGCCAAGUCAAAUAACAGCUUCCUUGAUCAGCAUAAUUCUUCAUAAUAUAUAGAUUUAGUCAGGGCUAAAAGCGAAGCUCCUACUAACUCGAAUUUAUAAUUUAAAUCAAACAAUUGUAAACUUGUAUAUCCACAAAUCAGUUAACUUUAGAGCACAUUCAUGUGACUUUUGACGGAAAGGCUAAGUAAUUUUAGAGAAAAAUAAUUUGCAAACAGUCCAAGCUAAGAGUGAAAUUAAUCUUACAUCGACUUGAUAGCCUUAUUUAAAUUAAGAUUAACACAGUUAUACGAUUCAACAUAAUGGCUUUAUAACGAUGUGUAAUCUUCAAAAGCGUUUGAUACGCGCGGCAUUUUGACUACUCCUGCAAGCUGUGUUAAUGAGCGACUGAAAACAAACGGCACAACAGCGAUGAAAAUUGCAAAAGAGACUACAAACAAUCAAUGAAAGGAAAAUAAGUCGGUGAAACAUAGACAGAGACAACAAUUUUCAUUCACGAAGACAACAACAACAUAAGCUUUAUUACCAAAUAAAAGUUAACUUACUUUACAAUAUAAUAUAUUAAUACAAAAAAAGGUAACAUUUACUCAGAAUAACUAAAAAGCUAAUCGAGCUGAGUAAAGCUAAAUAAUGUUCAGGCAUAGAAGGUAGGUUGGCACUAAAGCUAGAAAAAACAAGGAAUUAGUAAAUAGAUAAAAGGAAAAAAAAUGAAAAAGGAAAAAAAAGACAGUAGGUAAAUAAGAGACAACGAAAAAGCACGAAGAAAGUUAACUAUAAAAGGAAAAUUAACAGAGCUGAGAAAAGCACGCAAUGCUCGCAUGACAACCGCUGACCAGUAUUAAAGUGUCUCUGAAAAUCCUUGUUUAUGUUUGAAGCCGGCUUCCCGGUGUUUGCGUUUUUCAAAGAUGAACUCGAGGGAAAAAAAAAAAGUCAAAGCUUUCUUUUACACCCAAAAUUAUAACUAAAUAUUCUUUGAACGUUUUCUUUCUAUUUGCGGUGAGAAAAUGUCUGAAGGCUUUUUAAAGUUCUAUAAGCUUAUAAUCAAACCUGACACUCGAUCAGAUCAUUGUCUCAAAUCUUACAAACGUGCAUAAACUAAAUAGCCCCAUAAACUACACUCGACUUCAUUGAAUUAGAUAUAAAAAACAAACAUCAAAUAAAAUAAUUACUCAGGCUUACCAUUGGAGAUGCACUGAAAACUAUCAAGUAAGGCCAAAAUCGCUUCAGACUUUUCAACCCUCUUACGUAUCAACCAAGGUGAAAAACGAAAACGAUGCCAUCCGAAAUCGGAUUUCCGACUUUGACAAGCGACGUAUUUCUCAACCAAAAACCCGAUAAACAAACUAACCAUGAAUAACAGAAGACUGGUGAUAGUAGCUGAAUUUCAUUUUGUACAAUGUUCAGUGGAAAAAGACAGUUAAAAACAUCACAAGUUGACACAAAACUCUGUCAGCUUCAGCUUUCAAAGUAAACAAGUUUCAAGAUCCUGCGUAAAUUUUCCGCAUGAACUCACCUGUCAAAUUUUGACCAAUCAGAGCAUAAAAAUUGGACGUAGAGCGUGACCAACGCGUGACCUUAGUGAGAAAAGUCAAAAGCAACUGGCAUGUCUUCCCUGCCUGUUAAAACUGGCUCAAUCUUAGCUUUCGAGGUCAGUUUGAAAUCAAAAAUUCAGAUAUUUCGUCUUCGGAUAGCAAAAACGCCAUCUUUUUUAGUUCACUGCUCAUGCAUCCACCUUUCCAGGCAAAUAAACUGAAUCAGUCAACCUCAUUUCCAAUCAUCGAAUCGAUGGUAUAUUGCUAGCAUCUUCCAAAUAGAGUAGGCGCCAUGCAGUUGGUUAUAGACAAUUUCCCUUGGUAUUGGAGCUAAUCAGAGACGGCCAAAUAUUUUGAAUGAAAAAAAUAUAUAUCUUUUGCGUAUUCUUGCAUUUCUUCCGUUCAGUAUUAUUCAGAAAAUCAGCUAGGUCGUCUUCGUCGUCAUUUUUUCACUAUUGCCCAAGCAGCCUCGUUUCCAAGCAAAUAUGCUAUCGAUCAAUCUCGUUUCAAAGCAAGUAUGCCAUCGAACCGACGGAAGCACCAGCUCGUUAUGAAGAAUUAGCCAGGGGAUUGAAGCCAAUCAGAAACGGGGAAAUAUUUUGAAUGAGUAAUAAUACGAAAUGUUCUAUGAUUGGAUAGAUUUGUUGAUAAAAGCUGAUAAAAUGACCAGAACUUAAAUACUAAAAGAGGUCGGGCAGAGGGUAUUACGAAGGAACGUAAAGUUUACACCGAGGAUGAGCCUUGGGUUCUGUCAAUGACAGCAGAUUUCACGUUCUCUUUUAAUUGCAAAUUAUGAUGAAAUUUCAUUUUUAUUAUUCCAAUUAGCAUUUUGUUGUUUGGGUCAUUCAACCACGUAUUUCCCUUGAGGCAGAAGUCAUAAACCCCCCACCCCUUCCACUGACUAUUCAGGUAAAUGGAUUAGUUUGCCGUGUAGGAAGUUCCUAACAAGUGAGUAAAUUCGUACAUGUAAGUGGAAAAUAUGUCUGCUGAAUACUAUGAGCUUUGCAAAUAUGUUUUCCAGAUUCAGUGGUCGAGUAUGUUUUUCACUUGGGGUUGUCAUAGGGAUCUAAGAACUGAGACAAAAUAAAACCUCGAGUUGCGUCUGCAGUCAUGGUGACGAAAUAAGACAUUCAAAUUAUGUGAUAAUUUCGGUGCUGUUUUUCUUUAUUUAUCUUAUCUAUUGUUGGUUUUCAACCAUGUGACCAAAUUACCAUGAUUUCAUAUCGUUGGUGAACAAAAAAAUAAUAGUUUCUCCCAGAAUUUGCAUGAAAAAAGAAUUAAGUUCCCAGCGGAGAGAGAAGCUUCUCUUUUUGUCCACCACUAAGGCCACCAUAACAUCAGCUAAAAAUCAGGAAAACGAAAGAAAGGUGAUAAAAACUACUUAUUACUGUCACUUUGAAAAUGUUCGGGUGUGUAAGCCUCCUAACAGCGUGAGCUGGAGCUUUGAUCUCAGUUUACUUCACUCAUCAAAGGUUGGGCUGAUAACAGUAAGAUCCUAAUUGAAUCAAUAGCUGUGUAGCCAUAUCGCCCUCGAUUUGCUGAAGUUUCGUCUUUUUAUUCUGAAAAUAUAACUGUUUAGUGGCUGCAAUAGAAAAAGAACACGCUUUCUACCAUCCUUUUAGCUUAGUUAUGAGUCACGUUUACUUCCUCUUUAACCCGAAUUUGCUCAUUCGAAAUAUAAAAAUGACUUGCGUUUGUCAUAGAGCGGUUUUCACUUGACUGUCGUAAAACCAAAACCAAAGUAAAUACACUAGCCAACCAAAGGGCGUAGUAAAACCAAAACCAAAACCAAAACCAAUCCCUUUCGACAGUCAAGUGAAAACCGCUCUAAUCGCGAGAUUUAUCCUACUUACAAAUUUACACCGCGCCUAUUACAUCUAACUUCCAAAAAGAAAUUAGUUCCCUGUGACAAAUAAACCUCCGAUUGCAUCAUAGCAAUAGAAGAUAUAAAAGGUAACUAAGGCAAUUUUUAUUUAUGACUUGCCAAGAGCAGACACUGUAUCUGUGUUUGAAAUGUCAUAUGAUGCAUCGUUCGUUUGGACAGCUGACUAUUUGUUUAAUUUCUGGGCAAACAUGAUAUUUGUUCCAUUCGACUUCUACUUUUAUCGUCAAAUACAUCAAGGCACGCUCAUGAUUUAAGGGCUUGAGUUGCAUCAAACAUGUCAGGAAAGCAAAGCGGAACGACAGGCUUAUCAUUGUUCCUUUUUAUUAUAUUUUAUAAUGAUUUCAGUGCAGACCAUACCUCGCAUGCUCAGUGUAAGCUAUUUCCUUCUAUCUUCUGUAUCUACAUUGAAGCGUUAAUAAGCAAGAAAAAUAGCUGUAUUAAUGAAGAAAUAAAAUGAAUUAUAGAAACAAAAGGUGACAGUAAAACGUGACUUAGAGAACAGUUUUUAUUUAAAUUUAUUAUAAAUAUUUAUUUUUCGUAGGUAAAAACUUUGCCCCCAAUUAAGUAAAGCUACACGGUAUAGUUCCUUUAUUCACCGAUGUUAAAAAUAAUAUUUUUCGUCACGGUGAGUCUGACUUUACUCCUCCUCUCAAGAGAGAGACGUUUAUAGGUAACUAUGACGAAUAAUUUUUUAUAACUGCAACAAGCGUACGUAUCGUGAGGUAUUACUUAUAUCAGAGAAUGAUGACAGAAUUUGUUAUAUGAAAGGUAAGGGAAUUAAUUGCCUAAAAUUUCGCUUGCUUGUAAUCUCAAAACUACCCAAUGACAAAUAACAUAAUAUCUACCUCUUUCCCGGUACAUAUUUCGGUUUACUGAACCUCAGUGACGGAUUAUUGUCAGUGGCAAUGAUGGCCAUUUGAUCCAGGAAACAGGUUAACCAAAAAAUUGAAACUGCAUGCAUGUAAUUUGUACCCAUAUUCCAAUGGCAAUCGUCCCAGGUAUCUAUUUCUACAACUCCCUGAGAAACAUAAAAAAGGAUCAGAAACUAAGGCAGAUAGCGAGCUCUAAACUAGCUUGAUUCUGAUCGUUAACGCUAGCAUAUUAUCACAUGUUAAGCACAUCUGAAAUACAUUUAUUUUUGCAAUCUAAUUUACGAAACUCCAUAACCUACCACUUAAGGGCCAACUGUAUGAUUUUGAAAACUAAAAUCAACUUUUAACAAAGCAUACAAAGCUAUUGGGGGGACAACUUUCUCAAUAUAUAUCUCAAAUUCAAUAAAAAAAAACUUGAAAUCGUAUAUGGAGUCUACUACAACUACAACACCUGCUGCGACCACGAAUAAACAGCACACCACCCAAAUGUCACUUCAGUGCCAUUUUGUUUUCCCCUGUCAAUAUUAUCCUUAUUAGUCUAUUAGUUUGUUGCCGUUAUUUUUUUUUUUUUUUCGCUCCUAUAGAACUGAUUUUGUCAAUUGUUUGAAAGUAUUUUUCCCAGAGUAUCUUCAGUUUUUGUCUCUACUUAGUUUGUUUUCUGGUUAUUUUAUUGAUUAGUCUUGUAAAUCACCUUUAGACAAAUGUCCCCAAAUGUAUUUUUGUAAACAAAAUUACAGCCUUUCGUGCUAGUAGCUGUGUCACAAAACGAGCUUUGACUAAAAGAGGGGCUCGUUUUCUUGCUCUUUAUGGACUGAAUUAAUCGACUUGGCAAUAAAUUGAAAUCUUACCUUUGAUAGCCUCCCCAUUAAGAACGCGUAGGCAAAAACGUAAGAACUGAGCUUUGAAAAUGAAACAGGUUCUUAUCUUGAAAAUAAAAAAAUAAAUAUAAAUUAACUGUUCUGAACAAAUAAAAAAUAUAUAAAUUAUGGGAUCAAGAGAAAGUUGUUGCAUGUUUAUUUUAAGAAUACCACAUUCCCUUUUUUGAUAUAAUAAAAGGUUUCUCACUAAAAAUCUAAAAAAAAUAGACUAAAAACUAUCGACCCUGUUUUGGACUCCCAGCAAAUACAAGCACCAAAGCUCUCCCAUUUCAUGGGAUGUUCCACAACAAACACCGCUGUAACUGAAACUUCGUUUCAAAACUAUGGCAACCAUCAAAAUAUAUUCUUUUCCCUUUUUCAGAAUAUAAAAUGAAAUCCGUGGAAUACAUUUGUCUCAACGUAGCAUUCUUGAUCAUUGUUUUAAUGGGCCUUGUUGGUAAUACCCUGGUGAUUCUAGUGAUUCGUUUAACCAAGACCAUGAGACCUCCUAUGAACAUGCUUUUGCUUAACUUGGCAGUUGCUGAAAUGGUAGUAGCAGUGUUUGUCGCAAUACAGUUCGUCAUUGAGCCAACAUUCGAACACCCAUCUGGAACAACAGGCUUGUGGCUUUGCAAGUUUAUAACUGGAGGAACAAUUACAUGGUCAGCGGCUGCAGUAUCCGUUGGCAACCUGGUUGCAAUUUCAAUCGAACGGUGAAUUUGUUAUAUUUCCACCUUACUAUAAGUAGACACAAAAGGCAUGUAACUUGGCCGUAUCAUGAGGGGUGUUCAAGUUAUAAAGGGUGCAGCUUCCAACUAUCCCCCAGUCCAUGGAGGCCCCAAAAUCAUAGUCAAAACAGGGUUAAAUUUAUAGAAAAAGGAGUAUCUUUGGAAAAGUACCGUUAAUUCGACGAGCCCAUUUUUCACUCCAAACUGAGACCAGUAAACUUUUGCCAGGUAAAAUAUGUAGAUCAUUUGUAUGACAAUGCCAAUUGUUUUUAAUCCCUUUAGUUUUUAAAAUUAAUAGCUAUUAUUUUUAGGAAAAUACACUGAAGUAAAAUAACAUAAUUGUACAAUUGUUCUGUUGUCUCUUAUCCUUACUCUAUUGGUUUUGCAAGAUGUUUCUUCGGCAGAUUAAAUAAGAAAUAGAAACAAAAUUUGUUCCACUUUCAUAUGGAUUAUACAGUUGAACCUCCAUGUGCGACUUGACCUCUCGUAAGCGAGUACCUCCCAUAAGGGACCGCCAAUCCAAAACACCAACAUUUUCCCAGUCAAAGCCUUACAGUUGGAACUUCGUGUAAACGAACACCUCCUCUAAACGACCGCCACCACUUUUUAGGCCAGACGGUUACUGAUUUUCCAUUGUUUUUAACCUCUUGUAAGCGACCACUCGACGCAUUCUCUGAUCUCUAGUUAUUUUCGCUAUGUGCACUACCAUUGUUACUUAGAACAUACGAAGAACUGUAGGGACACCAUGGAACUACACAUAUCCUAACUUAGACAUCUCAUGCAUUAAAAUUAUCCUCCAUAAAGUAGAUAUGCCUGGAACUCUUCUUGGAAGAGACCACCUGUGGUUCAAGUCUUGUAAACGACCUUCUCCCGUAAGCGACCAGUCUUUGCAUUUUGGGUGGUCCCUUAAGGGAGGUCGACUGUUCUUCUAAUUCCCCCUUUCUUUUGGUCUUUUUGUUAAAGAUAUCACGCAGUGGUACAGCCGCUGGCUAGUCGUUCAACACUCACGAAAACCAGACUGAAGCUCAUUAUCGUUGGUUGCUGGUUAUUGGGCUUCUUUUGGAAUAUUCCUCUUUUUGCUGUCAUGACUUACAGGGCGGAUCUAAAGUCCUGCGGUGAGCAGUGGCCUGGUCAGAUCUUUCCAAUAGUUUACAGUUUUGGGUGGAGUGUAGUGGCUGGAAUUACACCAAUUAGUUUAAUGAGUUAUCUGUACUCAAGAGUGGUUUACAAGCUGUGGUUUGAGGGAACUCCAGCUCUACCGUUCACAUCAGCGGUAAGUUUUAUUAAUGACAACCCGCUCUGGCGUGGCCUCAGUUUGGCUGGCGCAUAAUACGUUAGCGCGGUGAAACUAUCACCAGUUACAACGGCUAUCUCUGCCUUAGGAUAUAACUGAGAGUAAUUGUCUUCAAAUUCGACAGCAAUUUUUUGGAUAGCACUUGGUGCGACCUCAUUAAGUUGUUAACCAGCGUUAGCACAGUGGGACAGUUCAUGAAAUUCCUUGCGAACGCGGCAAGACAUAAAUGUACAAAACGGAAAGAUUCAUGUAUUAACGGAUUACGCUCUAAAAGGGGAAAUAUGACCUUUUGGAAACCAGACCUCGACCUUUUCGGAGCAUGCAGAUAAGAUUGGGGACCUUCUACUUUAAGGGUGUGAUCAACAUUGGUACUCCCGUGUUGCUCGAAUGGCCAAGCUGGGCACCCCGUGGCGGGGAAAGUUAAAGAGCCAUCAAGAUAAUACUUUUCUUAAGAUACAGCUGUAACAAUGUAAACAAGGAACAAAGUAUGCAGGGUCGGAUCUAGGGGGAGGGUGCAGGGGGUGCGCCCCCCCCCUGAGAUGACCUGCGGUUUUCUAAUACAACUGGUAUUCUGCAAAAACUAUGUGGUUUAUUGGUGUUGAAGUAGAGCAAGAGACGAGUGCACCUCCUCCUAAAAAAAAUCCUGGAUCCGCCCCUGGUAUGUCCACCAUCAGUAAGCACUAGGCAGCCAUUAAUCGAGGAAGAGACUUGACUCGUAUUCUCAAAAACUAGUGAGACACCCCAGAAAGCUUCUUUUUACUUUUUUUCACCAGAAAGGUUAGCAUUGUUAUCCUUGACGAUGAUGUAAACUGCGGAAAUACAAAUUAUAUAUGAAGAUAUGAUCAUCAAAGUGGUAAUUAUAAUUAAGCAAUUGCAAAUUAACCCAAAAAAUUUCGGGACUUCGAUGUCAGAUUCGAACCCAUGGCCUCUGCUUUAGCUCUGCAGUGCUUUAAUCAAUUAAGCUAUGAAGAUCCAUAUAUUGCGAGCAUGCCAAUUUGUUGAGUUCGUCUUAACCCGUGAAUGGAAUGAAACAAAGACAAUGAUGCGAACUGUGGAAAUACAAAUUAUAUAUGAAGAUAUGACCAUCGCAGUGGUCAUUUUUAUUGAAGUAAAGUUAAGCCCUCUGCCGAUCGCAAAAUGAUAAAACUUCUAACAUUCGAUAACUUGUUUCCGCCCCUACGACAUUCUCGUAGUAGAAUGACGACGGCUAUCACGUUUUCCCGCCAAAAUGAAUCUGGUUCAGGCGCGAGCCCUACUUGGUAUUGAGCAAAUCUCGUACUCAUAGUCCUUCUCGUCUUAAAAUCUAAAGAUGUCUAUUAACGGUCCUAAGCUGGCAAUAACCAACCUUUUAACAUGUUAUUACUCAACACCUGAUCCUAUAAGAGCAGGUAGCACCUCCUUAGAAUAGGAGAACUACAAUCGGUGACAAAAUUGUUCAGAUAUUGUUCUUAAAUGGGGUAACUUCGGACAACAAAACAAUCCAUACCCCUCCAUCCUCCCCUCUCCCCUACAUUCAAAGUUGUGGCGUUUGUUGUCUUCUACAGGUAGCUCGAACAGCGGCACAACAUUGCAUGGAGGGGGUAGAGGAGGGAAUGCUUUUUUUACGUUAACAAAACGGUAGAGAGGCCCUUUAGGGCGACGUAUCCCCACCAAAUUAGUGGCCGAUUGUAGCAUGAUAUCGGUCAAAAAACAACAACUUACUACUCUAAAUCUCUCUUUUCAGAAGAAAGCCUCACUGUCCAAAAAGAAAGCUACAAUAGCGGUGAUAACAGUCAGUUCGAUCUAUGCCAUUUGUUGGGUACCAGUUCUUGUGAUGUACUGCUUGGCACAAUCAUUACCACACAUGAUGGUACUCAGCCACCAACACAAAGUCACCAUACUUCUGGCAGUGUUCAACUCCAGCAUUAAUCCAGUUGUUUAUAGUUUUACCAGUGCUCGCUUUAGAAAACACCUUGUAAAACUGCUGAGAUGCAAAUGUUAUUCGAAAAACUCGGAGAAGCAGUUUAAACCUUUGGCACAGAGGUCACAGCCGAUUACAUUUGACGGCAUGUGA
Messenger RNA from Porites lobata, 17091 nucleotides. The record is from the annotation of a GenBank genome assembly. Lineage: Eukaryota; Metazoa; Cnidaria; Anthozoa; Scleractinia; Poritidae.